Molecule: messenger RNA, 274 nt
Organism: Tupaia belangeri chinensis (Chinese tree shrew)
Lineage: Eukaryota; Metazoa; Chordata; Mammalia; Scandentia; Tupaiidae
Product: cytochrome c oxidase subunit 6C-like
Exons: 2
Coding region: 1-234 (77 amino acids)
Source: RefSeq, a predicted model, not a curated record
AUGCAGGAGUCUUCCAGUGCUUUGGUGAAGCCUCAAUCGCAUGGCCUUCUGGCCAGGUGUCUGAGAUUUCAUAUUGUUGGAGCAUUCAUUAUAUCCCUGAGUGCUGCAGCUUUCUAUAAGUUUGCAGUGGCUGAACCAAGAAAGAAAGCAUAUGCCGAUUUCUAUAGAAAUUAUGAUUCUAUGAAAGAUUUUGAGAAGAUGAAGAAGACUGGGAUCUUUCAGAGUACAAAGUGAUUUUGGAAUGUAAAGAAUGUCAUUGGAUUGGUGCCAUGUU